AUGGGCAAUUCUCGGGCAAUAUCCAACAACGCCACAGAUGCAUUAGCCCAAGACAAAAUUGUGCUCAAUGUCAAGACGGGGCUGGUGGUCCUCACCCUCAUUUGUUUCAGUUGUUUCCUCUACACCAUCAUAGUCUUACUGCACAUCUUCUUCUCUUCUCCUCAUCUCAAGGACAACGUCCGCUAUGUGUUCUUUGCCCACAUGCUUAUGAAUGAUACAGUCUACCUUGUCUCAAGUCUCUUCCUCUUCCUGGGCGCUAUAUACAAACAAUACAUUCCGGUGCCCGCCUGCUAUCUUGUGUACACAGUGGCCACCGUUACCUUUAGGGUGACUCCGUACAACCUGGCGGUCAUGUCCUUGGAGCGCUAUCUGGCUAUUUGCUUCCCUCUCAGGCAAGGGGAAUUGGUCACUAUGAGGAAAGCAGUAGCUGCCAUUGGAGGGAUGUGGACGCUUGGGCUGAUUCCAAACCUUGCUGAUUUCAUCACAUUUAGUCCUUUUAUUGGGAUGCUCCAACCUGUGGUCUGCAGCCAAGGGGCCCUCACGGUGAGGCCAGAGCAGGGCACGAUCAGAUUCUACACCUACAUCUUAACUUUUACGCUUGUGGCCCUCGUCAUUCUAUUCACCUAUGUCAAGGUUUUGCUGGUUGCCAGAAGCAUUGGUUCCAACAAAUCAUCCGCUCUAAAGGCAAGUAAAACCGUCAUGCUCCAUGCCUUCCAGCUCCUCCUCUGCAUGACCUCUCUAUUGUCAUCAAUGGUGGAUACCUAUCCAUUAAAUUAUAUUAAGUAUCUGCCCUUAUCCAGCUUCCUCCUCUUCACCUGCCUGCCCAGGUUCCUCUGCCCUCUUAUCUACGGCUUACGGGAUGAAGUGAUGAGAAAAUAUGUCAAAAAGAUGUAUUCUGCAAAGCAUUAA
Molecule: messenger RNA, 909 nt
Organism: Xenopus laevis (African clawed frog)
Lineage: Eukaryota; Metazoa; Chordata; Amphibia; Anura; Pipidae
Product: odorant receptor 131-2
Exons: 1
Coding region: 1-909 (302 amino acids)
Source: RefSeq, a predicted model, not a curated record